Messenger RNA from Entamoeba histolytica HM-1:IMSS, 1074 nucleotides. RefSeq lists its product as uncharacterized. NCBI's taxonomy places the organism in Eukaryota, Evosea, Mastigamoebida, Endamoebidae. The transcript has a single exon. The coding region runs from base 1 to 1074 and encodes 357 amino acids. The record is from RefSeq and is a predicted model, not a curated record.
AUGCAAUACCCAUACAGUUCUCAAUCAGGUUAUCCUUAUAAUUAUCCUCAACCAAAUACUUAUCCAUAUCCUCAACAACAAAACACAACCCAACCAAAUCCUUAUAGAAAUCAACAAAUGACUUCUUCAACACUUAAUCCACCAGGAACUUAUUUAACAUCACCUUAUGCAAAUACUUAUUCCUCUGCUCAACAACGACAAAACCAACCAACAUACCAACCACCAACUAUGCCAAAUAUAUCACAACAACCUUCAUUUGGAGUCAAGUCAACAUCCUCUUAUCCAACACAACAAUCAACAUCCUCUUAUCCAACACAACAAUCAACAUAUACAGCUCCACAAAACCCUAACUACCCACCACAGCAAACAUACCAAGGUACUUAUUCAACAACUCAACAAUAUCCUUCAUCUCAGAAAGAACAAAUUCUUAAUCAAAUAGAAGUAAAUAUCUUUGACCUUCAUCCACCUGCAGUUCCUGCUUGGGAGUUAUCAGAACAACGACUUCCUCAACCUCCAUCAUUUGAACUUCAGAAGAAGUGGUAUUUCCCAAUCAUUCAAUCCAUUAAACCACAACAAUUUUCACAAAUUAUUGCAUGGUUUAACCAAGUUGAUAAAGAUCAUAGCGGUACAUUAGAGAUUGAUGAAAUUAGUACAGGAAGUUAUCCUGGAUGUAUUCGUUUAUCUCCACAAACAGCACUUAGAUUUAUGAGGAUUUUUGACACCUCUAGAACUGGUCAUUUAAAUAUUUAUGAAUUUAUUGCUAUCUAUCGUUAUCUAGAAAUUUGUUAUGCUUUAUUCAAUGCAUACAAUGGAAGUGGACCAGAAAUUAUUAAGUCACGACUUACUGGUCUUGGUUUUGUUGGAACCACCCAAUGCACUGUUGACAUAUUGUCUAAAAUUUUUUCAUAUAACAAUGUUAUGGACUUAAACAAUUGGGUCGCUUGUGGUGCCUUUGUUCUUCAAUCAAGAGCUAUCUACCAAGACCUUCUUGACCAAGGAUUAAUGCAAAAAACAGAAAACCCUCAAGACGCAACAAAAAUUUUAGAUUCAAUUACUCUUCUCAUCGACAAAUAA